This is a messenger RNA of Schistocerca serialis cubense, 763 nucleotides long. RefSeq names its product COMM domain-containing protein 8-like. The coding region runs from base 144 to 713 and encodes 189 amino acids. The record is from RefSeq and is a predicted model, not a curated record. The transcript has 4 exons. Lineage: Eukaryota; Metazoa; Arthropoda; Insecta; Orthoptera; Acrididae.
AUCUUUGAGAAACGUAGUUUACUAGUUUGAGUGUUUACGAUGGAUUGGAACUAUGAGUAUGUUUCGAACUAACAUUUUGUGAGAAAUAAAUGAUUAAAUAAAAAAAACUAGCUCGUUUAUUUCUAUUGAAAGAUUUCUCAGAAAUGUUGAGCGUGAAUUGCCAAGAGAAACUCCAAAAACUCGAUUGCCAACUCCUAAACAAGGUCCUUCAUUCCUGUGCAGAUGAGCUAUGUGGCAGAAAUGCAAUGAAAUAUGAAGCUGUUAAGGCAUCAACUGACUGGACAGCAGAAGAACACAGUUGUAUCUGUAAUGAAAUAAAGAAAUUAUUUUCAGAAGUUGUUGGUAAUUCACUUGGAAAUGAAAUGGUCCUUGCAAAUGCACCAGAGUUGGAUGUGUCCCAUCGGAAAUGUCUUCUAGAUUGCUUAGACAUACACAGGAAAGAUAUCAAGAGAACUUUAAUUGCAGAUUUAGCUUCCAUAUCAGGCCCAGUACUGAAGGAUUUUGACUGGAAACUAAAGUGGGUCAUGGGCAGCAGCAAGAUGUCAUCCUUAAGAGAACCCCUGCUGCAAAUGGAUUUCCACCUUUCUCAAGGUAAAUCACAAGAUGAAAUGAGCAGUAGUACUGUGAAUGUUGAAAUGGACAGAAAUGAACUGAAGAAUCUUUUAUCUUCAUUGGAAAGGGCUCAGGAAGCAGUAAAAAAUUUGCAUAAUUGAAUAUGUUUGUGAUCAGUUUAUUUAUGAAAUAAAAGUGAAAUGUGAAUGUA